Messenger RNA from Wallemia ichthyophaga EXF-994, 894 nucleotides. Its product is annotated as Autophagy protein 5. NCBI's taxonomy places the organism in Eukaryota, Fungi, Basidiomycota, Wallemiomycetes, Wallemiales, Wallemiaceae. The coding region runs from base 1 to 894 and encodes 297 amino acids. The record is from RefSeq and is a predicted model, not a curated record. Gene Ontology annotation, cellular component: phagophore assembly site membrane; Atg12-Atg5-Atg16 complex; cytoplasm. The transcript has a single exon. Gene Ontology annotation, biological process: nucleophagy; cellular response to nitrogen starvation; C-terminal protein lipidation.
AUGUCCUCUGACUUGAAUUACUUUAGGAGUCUCAAUUGGAAUUCUACCGUCUCCUUGGAACUCUCUGUUAGAAAAGAUGGCCUUAGCGUGCUAGAUACCGUUUACUUCACGGCGUAUAGAAAUUCCUACCCAUUUUUCAUAUACCAGCAAUUGAAAUAUGCGUUCCUGCAAUCAAAUCAUAGCUCCAACCAGCUUAACAGUAUCAACGACGACGAUAUUUGGUUUGAAGUCGUUGAUUUGCCCGAGAGCAACACGACCGCUAAUAACAUCCCCGAUAAGCUCAAAUUGCAUUGGAAUAUUGGUCUAUCGUAUGAUUAUUACACGUUUAAUUAUAAUCCACUUAAAAAUCACGCCCCUCCUCUCAAACUCAUCCUGCACUUGUCCAAUUCUGCUGAUAGUGCUGCUGCUCACCUGCAAUCCACCAAACUGAGCUUCAUGGGUAGUUUGAAGGAAUCUCAGCUGAUAUACUGGGGCACUGUUAAGCGCAUAACUCAGUUAAAAACUAAUCAAACUGAGCAGCUGUGGCACUCAAUUCAGUCGAAUGACAUUGACGAAUACUUCAAAAUUGCGGACAAAUUGCUCCCAUUGCCCUUGUCAAUCAAAGAAAAAGAGAUGGAUGAUAAUGAAACGCCAAAACCGCGCUCAAUCCCGCUCAAAUUCAUCUUACCAGAUCAGAUUGUAAUUCAAGACAUUCUUCCGCCAAAGUUAACACUCCAGCAAGCUUUAUCGACAUCGUUGCCCUUACUAUUCCCCUCAGACAGCUCCAAAUACCCACAGCUAGCUUAUCCCGUUCUUCACGGCACAGCUAUCCCUCUCGAAGCUGACAUUUCGUGGCUGGCGUCAACGAUGGCAUCUCCCGACGGCUUUCUUAGAUUCUGUAUCAUUUUAAAUUAG